GAAUAUGUUCUUUGCUAACGGCAACAUCCGGUUAGAUACAGUAUGGCGACUUCGAAGGGAGCAAACAACUAUAACAGAUUAAAUUGGGAAGAUUCGGAAUUCCCCGUGUUAUGCCAGACAUGUCUUGGAGACAAUCCGUACAUACGAAUGACCAAAGAACGCUUUGGGAAAGAAUGCAAGAUUUGUUCCCGUCCUUUUACUGUGUUCAGGUGGUGUCCUGGGUCAAGAAUGAGGUUUAAGAAAACAGAAGUUUGCCAGACUUGCAGUAAACAAAAAAAUGUUUGUCAGACAUGUCUGCUUGAUCUUGAAUAUGGUUUGCCUGUCCAGGUUCGAGAUUAUGCUCUAAAUCUGAAAGAUGAGAUACCUAAAUCUGAAGUCAAUCGGGAGUACUAUUCUCAGAAUAUGGAACGAGAAGUUUCAAAUACUGAUGGUUCCCAACCAUUUGGAGCUUUGGCGAAAGCUCAACCCCAUAGUGAUCUCUUAAUGAAACUUGCUCGUACCACACCAUAUUAUAAAAGAAAUAGACCUCAUAUUUGUAGUUUUUGGGUUAAAGGUGAAUGCAAACGUGGUGAAGAAUGUCCGUACAGGCACGAGAAACCUACUGAUCCAGAUGAUCCAUUAGCAGAUCAGAAUAUCAAAGAUCGAUAUUAUGGGGCAAAUGAUCCUGUUGCUGAUAAAUUGUUAAGGAGAGCAGCAGCUAUGCCAAAAUUGGAGCCACCAGAAGACAAGACAAUAACUACUUUAUAUGUAGGAAAUCUUGGUGAAAAAGUUACAGAAAAAGAGCUCAAAGAUCAUUUUUAUCAGUAUGGAGAAAUACGCUCCAUUACAUUACUAAGCAAACAGCAGUGUGCUUUUAUCCAGUUUACUACAAGGAAUGCAGCAGAAUUAGCUGCAGAGAAAGCUUUCAAUAAAUUAAUUCUAUGUGGAAGGAGACUUACAAUAAAAUGGGGCAGAUCACAAGCCAAAAUAAGUACUGGAGGAACUAAAGAAGCAGAACCUAAGAAUCUGGAACCAGUUCCAGGCUUACCUGAUGCUCUUCCAGCACCUCCUGAAGAAUUGGCUAAUAAUUAUUUCAAUUUACCUCCUACGCCAUCAAUGCUGUCUUCUGCACCACCUCUUCCACCAUACCCUCCUCCUAUGGCAAUGUUAAGAGGUCCACCACCAAUUGGUAUGGGCUUCACAUUGCCACCACCUCCUCCUCCUUCAUUGCAAUACAUGAGACAUCGAAGUGUAUCUAUGAGACCUCCUCCUGUGACUAUGCCUCCUGGUUUACGACCACCUGGUUCUUAUCCUCCGCCUCCAUUACCCUCACAGCCUACCACAACUGCAUCUGAAGAAACAAGUACACCAUCCAAACCUGCCAUUCACUAUCCUUCUCAGGAUCCACAACGAAUGGGCUCAUCUGGAGCUGCUAAAGCUUAGAUGGAGAACAAUGUAUAUUAAAAAAAAAAUAAUACACAUAGUGCUUCUACAUAUUAUUAUACCAUCUAUAUUCCUUUUGUAAUAAAAGGUCUUUUUUUUUUUUUUUUUUUUUUUU
Molecule: messenger RNA, 1537 nt
Organism: Stegodyphus dumicola
Lineage: Eukaryota; Metazoa; Arthropoda; Arachnida; Araneae; Eresidae
Product: pre-mRNA-splicing factor RBM22
Cellular component (GO): Prp19 complex; U2-type catalytic step 2 spliceosome; U2-type catalytic step 1 spliceosome
Molecular function (GO): pre-mRNA binding; U6 snRNA binding; metal ion binding
Source: RefSeq, a predicted model, not a curated record